Caretta caretta (loggerhead turtle) is the source of this 2723-nucleotide messenger RNA. It is a transcript of the gene MIS12, whose product is annotated as MIS12 kinetochore complex component. Gene Ontology annotation, biological process: mitotic cell cycle; kinetochore assembly; mitotic sister chromatid segregation. Lineage: Eukaryota; Metazoa; Chordata; Testudines; Cheloniidae. Gene Ontology annotation, cellular component: MIS12/MIND type complex; chromosome, centromeric region; nucleus. The record is from RefSeq and is a predicted model, not a curated record.
GGCGCUGAGUGGUGGCGCUCCUCCCGGGGGCGGGGCUUCGAAUGAGGCGGGAAGCGGCGGCUGGGAUCGCGGGGUCCGCGCGGGUCCUGGGGUAGCUCGAGAGCCGCCGUCCGCCCGAUUUCCACGCUGUCUAUGGUUGGUUUCUUUUAGCCAAGAUGUCAGUGAAUCCUAUGGCAUAUGAAGCCCAGUUCUUUGGUUUUACCCCUCAAACAUGUAUGCUUAGGGUCUACAUUGCAUUUCAAGACUACUUGUUUGAAAUGAUGCUGGUUGUGGAAAGAGUCAUUCUGAAGAAACUAGAAGGCUUUCCUGACUCUAAGAUCAGUCCAUUCCAAAUCCGUAAGAGCACAGAGAAAUUUCUUCUCUUCAUGAAGGAGCGCUUUGAUCACCUCUUCAGCAAAAUGGAACAAAUGCUUUUGCAAUUGGUGUUAAACAUCCCUAAAAAUGUUUUACUUCCUGAAGACAAGGUCCACGAGCAGUACCCCUAUAGUAAGGAACAAUUUCAAACUCUUCAAGGUGAAAUUGAUCAGCUACAGAAACAAUACAAGGUUGAAGUGUCUGCUGGACAGGCCCUUUUAGCAGAAUUAGAAGAACAGAAAAUGGUUCAGGCAGAGCUUGAGAAGACCCUCCAGUGGUUUGAUGGGCUUGAGAACAUAUGCAGAGAGCACGGGACUAGCAAUUUAAAAGAAAGCUUUGCAUUCUUGACACAAACUUCUAAGAAACUGCAAGAUAUACUAAAGGAAGUUGAAAAGAAAAACAAAAGAUUGCAAAAAAGUAAUCUCCAUGUAGUGUAAAGGAAGUACUGAAAGGGCAGCAGAGAAACCAAUAAGACAGUACUUGUGUUACAAUACAUUUUUUGAGAUCUCUCCAGAAGCAUUUGUAUAUAAGGUUUUGGGGGGGUUGCCCCCUCUUCCUUGCCAUACCAGUUUUUGACUGAAAGCUGGUGAGUGCAAUAUUCUGGCAAACCAUCAUUUUCCCCUCCUGAAUUCUAUAUAUACUGCUUAGACAUUUCUUUAAAUAGAUAAACAUACCCCCCAAGAGUGUCUAAAUGAGUUGUCUAAAUGGUAGAAGUGCAGACGCAAAAUAAGUGUAUUGUAAUGAAGACUUCAGUUCUCUGCAUAAUUCAUUUAAGCUACCUUAGUAGAUAGGAAGCUUUUUCUUUAAGGGUAAGAUGCUUCUAACAUUAAACUAUUUUUUUGGAAGUCAAGACUUGUCGGUAUUGAAAUGUUCCAUUUAGAAAUGUAAGAAUGUGACAUCAUAGUAAAACUUAGGCCUUGAGGAGAAAUAUAUUUAAUAAAUUUUGGAGUUGGAAUUAAUCUAGUCAACGGUGAGUGGUUUCUAAAACGGAGGGGUAAGUUAUUACUUCCAGUAUUUAAAAAAAAGAAGAAAAAGUUUGAUAUUCUGAAGGCGUUAACAAAGACAGGACAGAGGGCCUGGAUCUUUUCUGUUUCUAGUGGGAGCAUUUCACAAAUAUUAAUCAGUAGUCAUACCAAUUUUGCAAAUGGAUAGAGUUAGUUUUGCUUUGAGCAAGAGGCACACACUGUACAGUGCUGUGUGUGAUAAGGGACAGAUAUGAGCUACAGUGGAAUAACUCAGACUCUGGACUGCUUUGAAAGUUUUCUUGCACCAUAGUAUAUAUCGUAGUGUCAGCACAGCAUUAUACAUUGUGCAACUCUUGCUAAAAGCAAAAAACUUAAUUUGCCCAUGUAUACAAUGGGUAUAUUCACCAACCUUACAUGGGUGUUGUGAGGACUGAUUAAUAUUUAUGAAGUCCUUUGAGGUCCUUGAAUUAAGCUUACUUUAUAUGGACUUGUUCCACCAUCCAUCAAAGUAAAUAUGAAUCUUUCCAUUGACUUCAGUGGCUUUUGGAUCAGCCCUUAUGUCCAUAUUAGUAUAGUAAAAAGAAGCUUAACUUUUACAGGGGCAAAACUUCCUUACUUUUUAAAAGAUACUUGCUUGAAAGAUGUUAAACUUCUGUAUAACUUGAGAGCCACUUAAAUAAAAAUGAUACAUAAAGUGACAAAAUUAUUUUUUCAAUGCAUUCUGAAACUAUACGUUCUAUGAAAUUUGUCAAAUACCUGAAGAUUCUGGAUCAGCUCAAUAUGCUCAAAGAACAGGUCAACAAAUUUCAAGUGUCCACUGAUUUUGGGUGCCUAGUGUGACAUUUUGUGACUCACCUUGGGCACCCGAAGUCAGUGUCCACAUCUGAAAGUUUGGCCAAAGACGUUAAUUUUUAAUGUUUAACACUAGUCUUUGCGUGAACUAACAUGCAUUUAAUAACGCCUAAAGAUUUUCUAAUGGAAAUCAUUCUGAAGUAUUAUUUAGAGACUCAUUUUGUAUGUAUCACUUAAAACAGUGUUUAUUUUUCUACAUUUUUUGAUCAGUAAAAUCUAAGUGUUUAUUUCCCCACCACUCAUUCUUAUAUUUAGUAAGCUUCUGUGCUACUGUAUGGCUCCAGCUAAAACUAUAGUUAGAGGAUUAGGAACAGAUGCUGAAUAAGAAGAUUAAUUUUUAAGAUGCAGCUUAGCCUGUCUUUUAUAAAUAAAUAGUUGUGUUUAACUUUUUCAUCCCCCAAAUCGCAAAGGCUGUUGCCCAUACUUUGAACUAAACACUUUUAUGAAAAGUCAUUUGUCUGUCACUUUGUAGAACUUGCAUCCUUUUACCAUAUUCUUCUAUUAAGAGUGUGAUUUAAGUGAAAAGUAAAUAAACAUUCCAGUAACGUGUAA